Molecule: messenger RNA, 375 nt
Organism: Perkinsus marinus ATCC 50983
Lineage: Eukaryota; Perkinsozoa; Perkinsida; Perkinsidae
Exons: 1
Coding region: 1-375 (124 amino acids)
Source: RefSeq, a predicted model, not a curated record
AUGGUUCAGACCUUUCCACCAGAGCCAUCAUACUGCACUGAGAUGGGUGGCUACUUCAACGCAGCCUUCAUCUUCAAUCCAUUCGCUCCCAGGACCGUAGUCAUUGUCGCCAUUCUUUUUGUCAGCGGGAACGUGACCAUUAAUGAGACUGGCGUCAUCCCAUGGAGUGUUGACCACGAGCACAGGAAUCUGUACUUGGACAUCAAGGAUAAGAACUUCACUGAUUUCGCAGAAGAGUUGCAUUUCAAACCGGCCGAGUGGCGGGUGAUCCCCUACGACCGUACUCGCGAUUCGUUCACUCUGACAGUCAACGGUACCCACAUGAAUGCGACUCCUGCAGGGUGCAAUGCGACGCUUGAGGGUCUGCUUGAUUAA